UAGCUACGAUUCAUCUUGGUACUGGCAAGUAUGGGAGCACGCGGGGGAAGCUGAUGAACUUGAAGAUGUGUUAGAACGCCAACCCUGUUUUCUUGGUUUUGGAAAGGGCAGGUUCAGCAAUGUCUGAUUCUUCGGACUGUGAUAUAGGCCCUGCACUGCCUCCGCACAUGAGGGCAGCCAGCAAAGGUGACAGAGCCUCUGGUCCAGAGGAAAGCAGGAUGGAAGGUCGCGUUACCUUUAGGCCUGUUUUGCCUCCCCAUCUCUCGAGAUCCCUGAGUCCAGAAGGUGUAUCGUCUCUGUCAGCAAGACCAGAUGAACAGUGCGAAAUAGUUGGUCCGUCACUCUCACCAGAUACGAGAACAGAUGCAGGGAGAACGGAUGGAUCGUCUAGUCCUAGCAUCUGCCCAAUCGGGCCAGUCAUGCCUCCUCGACUCAACACAAGUGAUAAAGGUGAGAAACUUGCCCCUGAGGACAGUCAUGAUCAGGAGGAUAGUGAUCCCGAGGACAGCACCUACGGACCCGCCUUGCCACCCGGGUUUGCCACCUCCAAACGCCCAUCGGACAAACCGUGCACAAUAGGCCCUGCACUCCCUCCAGGAUUCAGGAAAACAACAGCUGAAGAUGACGGGGACGUGGACCCUGAAGGAGAUGAAGUCUCCGAAGAUGAGAGCUCGGAUGAAGAAGAAGUCAUUGGCCCAAUGCUUCCAGCUGAUGAGGGCAACUCCUUUCUCAACACAUAUUUGUCACAGCUGAGUGGGCUCCACUUGUGCAUGGAGCAGAUACAUGUUGAAGAUGUGGCUCCAGCAAGAGAUUCUUGGAUGACCGAACUUCCAGAGUUCUCCAAAAACUUUGGCCUGGGCCCCCGGACCUUCCGCAAGUCUGCACGCCCAGAUGAGCAGGACCGGUCAGGUUGGACCGAAACCCCAGCUGACAGGGCGCGGAAGCACCAGGAGAGAAUGGAGAAGGCUGCAGCUCAGAUGCUAGCUUCAUCUUCCUCCAAGGACGUUAAGGAGAAAAAACAGAAGAAGGAGGGACGAGGGGAGAAAAAAUCAGAGCGAGACAAGAGGCUUGCCCAACAGGUUGCCCAGCACAAUCAGACCACAAGGCCAGAGUCUCUCAUGGAGAUGCACACCAAGAGCAGAAAGCGGAAAUUGGCAGAGGGAGGAUUGAAGGAGCAAGAGCGACGGCCAUUUGACCGUGAGACCGACCUCCAGGUCAACCGAUUUGAUGAAGCCAGACGAAAACAGCUCCUGAAGAAGUCAGCCAAUCUUGGAGACAAGUUUUCUCACAGUAACGAGAAGAUGUACCUUUAGGAGAAUAAAGCAAUCCUCUGGCGCUGCUGUCCGAAGUCUCUUGGAUGGUGGCUCGUCCAAGCUCCACUCAGGGUCCAAAUCAGCGUCGGUAAAAGAUGGAAGGCUCUCCUCGUCCGAAUCAAUCUUGACAGAGCCGGGGCUAGCACCAGC
This is a messenger RNA of Acanthaster planci (crown-of-thorns starfish), 1463 nucleotides long. It is a transcript of the gene gpalpp1, whose product is annotated as GPALPP motifs containing 1. The record is from RefSeq and is a predicted model, not a curated record. Lineage: Eukaryota; Metazoa; Echinodermata; Asteroidea; Valvatida; Acanthasteridae.